AUGACUACCCUCAAGCCCGGUGACGCGUUCCCCAGCGACGUUGUCUUCAAGUACAUCCCAUGGUCCGAGGAGAGCGGUGACAUUACCGCCUGCGGCAUCCCCAUCAACUACAAUGCCUCAAAAGAGUGGGCCAACAAGAAGGUGGUCCUCUUCUCCGUGCCUGGGGCUUUCACCCCGACCUGCUCCGUGAACCACAUGCCCGGAUACAUCAAGAACCUGCCUAAGCUCCGAGAGAAGGGUGUAGAUAUCGUUGCGGUGGUUGCAUUCAAUGAUCCAUUCGUGAUGAGCGCUUGGGGCAAGGCCAACAAAGUGCAGGGUGAUGAGAUUCUCUUUCUCUCUGACCCCGAUGCCAAAUUCUCUCAGAGCAUUGGCUGGGCCGAUAGCGCGUCUGGCCGCACCGGCCGGUAUGCGAUCGUCAUCGACCACGGCAAAGUUGGUUACGCCCAGAUCGAGACGGAGAAGGGCGCUGUCAAGAAAUCUAGCGCCGAUGCCGUUCUUGCUUCUCUGUAA
Messenger RNA from Penicillium cinerascens, 510 nucleotides. Its product is annotated as peroxiredoxin family protein. Lineage: Eukaryota; Fungi; Ascomycota; Eurotiomycetes; Eurotiales; Aspergillaceae. The transcript is spliced from 5 exons. The coding region runs from base 1 to 510 and encodes 169 amino acids. Gene Ontology annotation, molecular function: thioredoxin peroxidase activity. The record is from RefSeq and is a predicted model, not a curated record. Gene Ontology annotation, biological process: cellular response to oxidative stress; hydrogen peroxide catabolic process; cell redox homeostasis. Gene Ontology annotation, cellular component: cytoplasm; peroxisome; mitochondrion.